GGGAAGACUCCGCGGAGUUGUAAGCUAUUUUUCCUUCGCGUUUCACUCGUUCGACGCGUGAAGAAUCCACGCCAUGCUCUCGGUGCUGAGUAGCGGCACCAUCAACCUGACGGAGGAGCUGCACCGAACCCGGCAGGACUUGAUCGAGGCGCGUUUCGAAGCUGCGAACCUGGCGGAGGCCUUGGCCCAAAAGCGCGAGCGCUUCGUGGAGCAUUUGGAGUCCUUCUGGUUCGUGUUGAAGCACCAUCAAGAGCGAGUGCUGAAGAGCAGGGUCUUCCAUGCUUUCGCCUUAGCUUGCCACCACUGGCAGAUGCGUACCACUGCCACCACCAUGGCUGCUACGGAGGCCCUUGUGGAGUCCUCGCCUCGGGCACGCAGCAAGUGGCGCUGGCUUUGGCAAAAGAAGGUCUUCGGACUCUGGCGCCGCGCCAGCACCCUGGCGCACCGGUCACGCACGCGCGAGACGCAUCACCAAGAGCUGGAACAGCACAAAGGUUCCGUCUCGGAGCUUCGGGAACAUGUGGAGCGACUACAUGGUCGGCGCUUGGAUACGGAUGGUUUGCUGUUAACGGAGAGGACACGCGUGCGGGAGCUGGAAAGUGAACUUUCCUCAUGCAAGGAGCAAGUGAAGGAGUUGCAAAGCACCCUGAAGCAGUGCUACGUCCAGCAGUUCGAGGACUCGCAAAAGCGAGAGGAGCUGGAACGCCACUUCAGUAAAUUGGCCGAAGACUUCCGCCAGAUGAAGGCUGAGAAGGAGAAGCUCCACCAGGAGCUUUUGAAAACCCAAGUGGAGUUGCAGGACUCUAACCAGCGCGCGGCAGAGCAUCAGAGCCGCUUGAAGGAAGCGUCCUCUGAGCUUUGCUUGGCUGAGGAGGUCAUUGAUGACAUCACGACCUCGAAGCUGGUGGGGCUGCAGCGGUUUUUUGAUCAUUAUGACUUACCUUCAGUGUGUCUAAGUCUCUUUGGCAAGAUCCUGGAGCUUCAGCACCAGCUCCGUUCCACCGCCCGCAGCAUUCGCCCAAAAGGGGAGCGGAGUGCGGAGAAGGCAAUCGAGACUGAGGUGUGUCAGCAGCUUGCCAUGCAUGACCAGGUCUCGCGCCGGGGCCUCCAAGACUACAUCGAACAUUUGAAGCUCAACGUGUCCGCGAGUAUGGUGGCACAAGUCUUGCUGGCACUUCUAGGCUUGGACGGCUCGCCCUGCGAUCAGUUGCGCUUCACGCAGCUCUUAGCCCAACCUCCCGCCUGGCGCCACCUCGAUUUCGCCACCGCGCUGUGGGGCUCAGCGGGGGAGCCGGCCGCGGCGGUGGUGCAGCAGCAUCGCAACAAGCUCCGGUCACCCAGGAGUCCAUGAAGGGCCUCAGUAGUCAGACGGAGGACCGAGAAAGCGGAGUCCUUGGGGCGGCGUUUCUUCGCCUCAAAUGAGGCGUUAGGAGACCGUCUCACACUAUAACCGGCCGAUGUCGAAGCGUUGGCGUGGG
Durusdinium trenchii is the source of this 1478-nucleotide messenger RNA. The record is from the annotation of a GenBank genome assembly. Lineage: Eukaryota; Dinophyceae; Suessiales; Symbiodiniaceae.